Messenger RNA from Pelobates fuscus (common spadefoot toad), 1533 nucleotides. RefSeq names its product tigger transposable element-derived protein 1-like. The record is from RefSeq and is a predicted model, not a curated record. Gene Ontology annotation, cellular component: nucleus. The coding region runs from base 1 to 1533 and encodes 510 amino acids. The transcript is spliced from 2 exons. NCBI's taxonomy places the organism in Eukaryota, Metazoa, Chordata, Amphibia, Anura, Pelobatidae. Gene Ontology annotation, molecular function: DNA binding.
AUGAUUCUGCUUGAGGACAAGAAGGAAAUCAUCAGGAAGCAUGAAGGAGGAAUGCGAUUGACUGACCUUGCCAAAGAGUAUGGAAGGAGUGCAUCCACAAUCGGUACAAUCCUAAAAAUGAAAGAGAAGAUUACUGGGAGAGAUGCAGCCAAGGGAGUCACCAGGGUCUCCAAGCAACGGCCACCUGUUCUGGAGGAGGUCGAGAAGUUGCUCCUGCUCUGGAUUGAACAGAAGCAGCGUGCAGGGGACUCAGUGACCAAGGCGAUCGUCUGUGAAAAAGCCAAGGCCUUGCACGAUGACCUCCUCAAACAACAGCCAGGAACGUCAGCAGAUGCAGAAGGCUUCAAGGCCAGCAGGGGGUGGUUCGAAAGGUUCAAGACCAGAUCUGGCAUCCACAGUGUGGUCAGGCAUGGAGAGGCUGCAAGUCCCGAUGUUGCUGCAGCUGAGGAAUUUGCUACGGAGUUCCUGGAGGUCAUAGUGUCAGAGGGCUACCUUCCUCAGCAGGUCUUCAACUGCGACGAGACUGGACUCUUCUGGAAGAGGAUGCCAAAGCGUACCUUCAUCACAGAAGAGGAGACCUCAUUGCCUGGCCACAAGCCGAUGAAGGACCGUCUUACCCUCCUGUUCUGCGCCAACGCCAGUGGGGACCUUAAGAUCAAGCCCCUACUUGUCUACCAUUCAGAGAACCCACGGGCCUUCAAGAAACACAAGGUGAACAAGGAGCAGUUGAGUGUUUUGUGGCAGUCUAACCCAAAGGCUUGGGUCACACGCCUCUUGUUUGUGAAGUGGGUCAAUGCGGUUUUUGGUCCUGCUGUGAAGAAGUACCUUGUGGACAAUAACCUGCCACUCAAGGCCAUGCUGCUCAAGGACAAUGCUCCUGCCCAUCCUCCAGGUCUCGAGGAAGACUUGUUGGAGGACUUUAAUUUCAUCAAGGUCAUGUUCCUUCUGCCUAACACCACCCCACUACUCCAGCCAAUGGACCAGCAGACAAACCUAAAUUCUGCUUGGCGCAACCUGUGGCCAGACUGUGUUGUAAAACCUGCCCCCAGUGCUUCUGCACCUGCACUAGAGUCAACAGUGUUGGAGGAAAGUGUUUCCUUGGGGAGGACUAUGGGCCUGGAGGUGACUGAGGAGGAUGUCUACGAGCUGGUGGAGGAACACGACCAUGACCUAACCACCAAGGAGCUGGUGGAAUUGCAGAAGGAGUCGAUGGAGGAGCAGAUCGCAUUUGAGGAGGAGGAGGAAAUUAGUGAGGAACAGCUCUCUUCCACAGAACUCAAGGAGGCAUGCCAAAUGUGGGUAAACCUACAGACUUUUGUACAGCAGCACCACCCAGAUAAGGCUCUAGCCCACAGACUUGUGAGCAGUUUUGACACAGACAUCAUGUCCCCUUUCCGAGGGAUGCUUAAAAGGCGCCAGAGGCAGCAGACAAUGGAAAGGUUCCUACAAAACCAGCCUAGACAUGAAGAAGAACCUGCUUGUGUUAGUGCUGCCCAAUUGCCCUCGUCCUCCACAUCUUCCAAAAAGGGUUGA